Vitrella brassicaformis is the source of this 2355-nucleotide messenger RNA. The record is from the annotation of a GenBank genome assembly. Lineage: Eukaryota; Vitrellaceae.
GGGUGACACGGAUGGCGGCAAAGCAGAGGGACGACAAGAAGAUGACCAAAGAGGUGCGGUGCGCGGCUGUGAGUGUGCGAGCAGAUCUACACACCUGUGUCUUGUCUUGUCUUGUGGCUUUGUUCAAUGUAGGUGCUAAAAGAUGUGGUUGAGCAGGACCGGCAGAUGCUCGUGUCGUUGGUGAUGAGCAACAUGGACCGCGGCGUCUCAACACAGUGCGUGCCGAUAUGGAUGGACACUCUACAUGCUCUGCACUGUUCACGUGUGCAUGUGUGUGUGUGCGUGUUGUGGAAUGCAUACUGCAGGUCUGAGACGAGGAACGCUCAAUUGCAGAACCUGGCGGUGCUGGGGCUCGUUAUUGCCUAUGUCGUGUGGCAGGUACCUCCUAAGCCACACACAUGCAUUGAAACGGACGUGUGCGCAGGAUUGGCGUGUAAUUGUGUUGAUGUGUUUCUCUCUCUGUGUGCACCUAUGCAGUUUUCAACGGUCGACAUGAACAUAUGGCGGGGCUGGUACGUGCACACACACAGAGAGAUAGAGCCUCGAGAGACCUUCAUAUCCUCCCUCCCGUGUGUGCCAUCCAUGUGCACAGGUCGAUUGAGGAGAAGCUCUUUCGGCUGGUGCCCGCCAACUGGAACGCAUACGAAGUACAAACGUAUUGAUUGCAUAAUUCGUGUGUCUGUGCAUACCCGGGGGGUGGUGUACCUGUAUGGCAUGCAUAUUGGGAUCAUCUGUUGUGUGUGCACCACUCACAGGAGGCCCUUGCGCGCGAGCCCCUCUUUGUGAAGAGUGUCCUGACGGGCGCCACCUACUUCAUCGGCGACUGGAUCGCGCAGAGCGUCGAAAACAAGGUGGGUGCGUAUGCAUUAUGUGUGCAUGUGCGCGAGUGUCCAUGUGUCCAUGUGUGGAUGUGCGUGAUGUGCCUGUAGGGCAAGAAUCGUGAUCCGCUGUUGAUUGACCGGUGGCGGCUGCUGAGGAACACAGUCCUGGGAUUCGUCCUGCUGGGUGGGUACACACGUGUAUGCGCACUUAAAGUGGUGCUCAUAUGUGUGUGUGUGUGUGUGUGUGCGUGUGCAGGUCCUAUAGCGCAUUACUACUACGAUUGGAAUGCGAGCUGGCCGUUCCCAUGGUGCGUGCGUAGAUACCUGGACGCCUGCGUGUGUCAUGUGUGGCUGUGUGCGCACGUGUGUGUGUGUGUAGGUUCUUCAAGCUUUUCAUCGAUCAGACGUCAUAUGUGCCCUUUCAUAACACGGUGCGUGUGUGUGUGUGUGUGUGCACAUAUCACACAUACAUGUGUGUGUGCAGAUCUACUUCAUGUCACUAGAAUUGCUCGCUGGCAAAAGGUACGCCCGAUGAACACGUACCUGCUCACCUGUCUGUCUGUCUGUCUAUCUGUCUGCGCGUGUGUCCUUGUGCAGAAUCGGCGAGGCUUGGAAAGACUACAAGGGCAAGUUCUGGGACUUUCUUUUCGCCGGUAUGCGCCCACACACACUCAUAGAUUCCAGUUGGUCCUUGGAAGACUGUGAGCACAUUGCUAUCAUCAGGUUGGCGUCUGUGGCCGUGGGUGAACAUCCUGACCUACACAAUCAUUCCCAUCAGACACAGACUCCUCUGGUAUGUACCCGCUCUCACACUUCUCAACACACAUGUGCCCAAGACAUGAUGGGGAAACCUCUGUGUGUGUUUUCAAUAGGGUGGAUUCGCUCGAGAUUGUUUAUGCGGCCAUUCUCUCUCUGCUGGCCAACGAAAAAGAUGCCAAGGAAACACCUGCCGGACCAUCAUCAGAGCAGGACUCCCCACCGCCACCACCAGCAGCACCAGCAGCAGUUGAAGCGCCUUCCUCUCUCUCUCACCACACAGAGCAGCCGGCACACGGCCACACACGCGUGGACGUGCACGCCGACACAGAGGGAGGUGGUGGUGGUGGAGCUGGUGAGCAGCACCUGAUCGAUCCCGCUGCUGUCAUCACGCCAGAGACCCCAGCAGUAGAUGAGCAGCAGAGGAAUGUCGUUACCAGAUAGAUUGCCUGUGUGUGGGCGUGUGUGUGUCGGGGGGUGGGAGGGAGGGUGUUCGGGUGCUCUGCCUGAGCGACGAGCGAACCGAUCGGAUGACGCGGGUGGACGACGAGAGAAUUUUUCUCCUACAUGGCAUGGCUGCUUCAUGGCGAUGUGAAUGUGUGGCGGAGGGGUGGAUGUGUGUGGCUAUUUGUCGAUACUGGCAAAAAUACACAUACAGGCAAGGCAAGUGUACACAUCGAGUGCUGAGGCCACGGGGAAGUCAGGGACGGAGACAGGCUGCCGUGGGUGGCGUACAAUAAAUAUAUAUACUGGCGAGUGUAGUGAGUGUACAGUUGAC